AGCCCGCGUUAUUUUUUUCCUCUUCCUUUUUUAAUUACAAAGCUCUAAAGAAUUUUCUAGGAAAUAUCUUGUUUGACUCCGAUCAUCUUCGGCGUUUCCAAUCGCCUAGGGUGUUUCCGAUCAUCUGCUCUGUCCAAUGUUCGGCUCUCCGGCGUUUCCAAUCGCCUACGGUGUCUUCGAUUAUUUGCUCUGUCCAACGUUUGGCUCUUCAGCAUUUCCAAUCGCCUAUGGUGUCUCCGAUCAUCUACUCUAUCCAACGUUCAGCUCUACGGUGUUUCCUCAUCAGUCCCCGAAUAGUUUAGGCUUCAGAUUUUUGGAUGUUUGGUUACCAAGAACUGAUGGUCAUACGGGCUUGGAAAAUUUAGUGGCACUAAAGUUUGUUGGGAUUGAUAAUUCAUCAAAAGAUUCAGAUGGCAGAACCGUUAUGAGAACUGCGUCUAGAGAUGUUUAUCAAUGGGCAGAUUCUUCCAGGAAGAUGAGGAUCAGAGUUUGCUUAUUUUCUUCAUUAGAGACGUGGUCACAUGUACAUCCAUAUGUUGAUGAGCCUCAAAAUUAUUGUUUACAAGUGGCGGAUUAUGAAAAGAUGUUCAAGCUGACUUUAGCUGCUAAUAACCAUAGGCUACAGGUUGCCAUUCAUGCUAUAGGUGAUAGAUCAAAUGACAGGAUCCUCGAUAUGUAUGAAUCCAUAAUUUCUAAAAAUGGAAUAAGGGAUCGAAGAUUCUGGAGCUAAUUUCAGAUUGAGCAUGCCUAGCAUCUUCCACCUGGGACUGCAAACCGAUUUGGUGAACUAGGGAUUAUUGCUUCAAUACAGGUUCAUCACAGCUCUAUGUUGCACUCUAGUAACAUACUGUAACAUUUAAGGUUGCGAGAAAUGAAAUAUCAACACCCAUUGCCAAUAUUGUUAUCUACUGUUUGAGUUGGGGUUUAUUUUAUUCAACUUUUAAUUUUUAAAAUUUAUUUAUUUUGUUUUAGUUUUUUCAAGGUGAUUUUCCUUUUGGUUAUUUGUUUUUAUUUGGUGGUGGUAAGUUGCUGUAGUAAUUGUUAGUCCAAUCUUUAGUAAGAAUUGGCUAAAGUUGUGAGUGUAUCUUAGAUCAUGUUUGGAAAGAAUGAUAGGAUUGGAGUGUAUAAUAUUUAUUAAGUGUUUAGGUUAUGUAAUUAAAGAGCAUAUUAGAAUUCACCUAAUGAGAUAAAUUAGUCUAAUUGAUAAAUGUGGGAUAAUUUUAUUCUAACCAAUUCCCUAUUCAUUUAUUCUAUUAUUGGGGAGAUAAAUAUUACUGUUUUAUUCAUCUUUUUUUUUCUUUUUCAUAACUUAUUAUCUGUAAAUGAUUAACCCACUCAUUUUUUUCGCUAUUUUUUUUUUCUUAAUCCAUACCUAGCGAGCCCUUGGAGUGUAAAUUUAGGUCCCAUCAUUACAACAUCAGUAAUAUUGAGUCUUGAUCUACAAAGAUCAUUUAUAUUGGUAGAAGUUACUUUUCUUCUAUUUUAUCUUUGUUUGUUUCACAAGAAGCAAACAGAACAAUAAAAGUAUGUGGUGGCAGGGAUACACACACAUAUAUAGGUUGCUGAGAUUACGAGCAUAUUUUUAGGGAGAAUACCCAUGUCAUGUUAGUGUCAUUACUGGUCAGUUCAUUUAUUGAUGAUACUUUACGUAAUUCAUGUUUAGGAUGACUUUACAGAGAAUGAGUUCCUUUGUAUAACAAUAUUUGCUCCACCUUGGCAUAGAGUUGGUUGAACUUAUAAAUACUUUACGUUUGUUGAACCUAUUUAUAUAUUUGAGUUAAUUCUAUAUGUCAAAUGUUAACAGCCAGAGCACCUAAUGUAUGAUUUUGAAUAUGCCACAAAAAAGCUUGGAUUUGAUAGGGCUCUAAAGGGUUCUUAUUUGUUUGGGUCACUUCUAAGUGGCAAUGCUACUUUAGCAUUUGGUUCAAACUGGCCUGUAAGUUUAUUGGUCUAUGCUUAGGGCUUUUGUAGCUUCUCUCUCUCUCAAGUAUUCACCUACAUUUAAUUCAUUCUCACAACCAAUCUGAUUUGUCUUAGGUUGCAAACAUAAAUCCUUUAGGCAAUAUCAAAACAAUGAUGACUAGAAAAUCUCCUACAUGGGAAAGUGCAUGGAAUCCUUAUGAAAGUAUUUCGAUGAGUGAUGCAUUAAUGGCAUAAGUGAAAAAAAUAAUGUUUGUUCUUUUUCAUUUUCUCUAUUUUGGGUAUAUUAGGAUAAGAGAACAUGGGAUGUUUUAUUUAUAAGUAGUACUAAUCAGCUCGACAAAAUGAUUAUUAAAAAAUAACUAAUUAAUGUUUUAAUGUUCCAUAUGGGACAAAGCAAGACAUUGGGUAGCUAUACGGUUGUUUAAAACAAAUGAGUUUGUUCGAUUUUCUGAUCUUUGUAGAGAUUGGCAGUAUUUUGUGUAAUGUUUAUGGUGACAGUCUUGCUUCUGAGUUUACUAGGAGAUUUUCCUCGUGUUUUGCUGCUUAGCAGUUUGUAUCAUGGGGUGAUUUUUUUUUAUGUCCCACAUUUUCCUUUUAUUAAUUUCCAUUAAUAUUACAAGUAGUGGUGUUUUGUUUAAUUUUUUUUAUCAGUAUUUCAUGUCUGUUUCUCUUAAUUUCAUUCAUUAUUUUGUCUUCGUUAAUAUAAGGUUAUAAAUUAUGUUGGACCUGAAAUUGACUUCUGUAUAAACUUAAUAUGAAUUAUACCAUGAAUAUACAUUGAUCUUAAAACAUUUUUUUGUCAUGUUUUGACCUGAGAAAACUAAUAGUCGAUUUUAAAAUAUAUGUUUGAUAGUUCAUAGAUUUAUUUUUUAUGUAUAGACUUUGUCGUACACUGUUUGUAUCAUGUGUUAUAAAGUAUGCACGUGCGGAUUUAUUUAUAGAAGGAAAUAAACAAAAAAAAAAAAAAUCAUGACAACAGUAUGUAUGAUCUACUAAAAUUAGUAGAUUGCCCAAAUCGUUAAAGAAGUUCCAAUUGAAGAUGUCUUCAUUGAUAUAACUUCUCAAUUGAAGUGAUUGUAAUUUGUAGCACUAACUAAAAAGAGUUAGCAAAAACAAUUUUGUACACUAUAUACUUAUUCUCCUUUUUAGAAAAGAGAGAAUUGUUUGAUUACUGAAAAAUUUGUGAAUAGAACGUGAAAUUUGACUCCACUCUCCAUUUGUUUGAAAUUCAACUGUGAUUAUUUCCUUUUUGACUUGUCCAUUUUGCUUGUUAAUCUUCUUCUAUUGAACAAUAUGUUUGUUAUAUGCCAAAAUAUCAAAACUCAUUUGGCAUCUGUGGGCUGAAACCUAUUUACAAAAUCAUUUUUUAGUACAUAAAUCUCUUUGAGAAGAAGAUUAUUUUCAAUAGCUUUUUUACAAAUAUUUUUUUUUAAAUACCAUGGGAAAUAUUAAGUUGCACAAUGGUUUUAUCCAAAUGAGCAAUAAAAAUCAAACAAAAACUCUGUUCUAUUUUGUUAAGUUUCGAUUUUAUCUUGCAUUUAUCUUCCAGAAACAAGAACUUCAAAAUUUGACAGAGGUUACUCAUGAUCAUAUCAAUUAUUAAAGAAUGAUUUCUUCAACAUUUGAGUCCUUGUUAUUACUUUUACUGCUGUAAUGUACUCCCUGAUUGAGACUACUCAUAUACUUUUUUUGUCUUUUCCAAUCUUUAAUAUGCAACAUUGAGCCAUUGAUCUUAUAAACAAGAAGAGCGAGUGAGAGAGAGAGAGAGAGAGAGAGAAAUUUUUAUAAAGCUAUAUUGUAAGAGAAAGUAGUUAAGUUAGAUAUUUCUGUUAUGACAAGCAAGGUUAACUUUGUUAAGUCUUUUGUUAUAUAAUUCUAACUUUGAUAAAUGUUUGGCUUGGAAAAGUGCCAUUUUGAUAAAAUGUUUGGUUUGGAAAAGUUCCUAAACUCUAGCCAUUAAAUAACUAUUAUAUUUAUAAGCCAUAUAUGAACAAUGCAGAAUAUGACCAUGGACUAUAUUCUUACAAAAUAUAUAUUGAGAGAAAAAUUAAUAAUAUGAUAACCAUAUAUACCCAAAAAUUAAUAUAUAAAAGAAUUUUUUUACUUAUUGUAUCAUUUAAUUUUAAUUUUGUAUUAAUCUCUUAG
Molecule: messenger RNA, 4068 nt
Organism: Humulus lupulus (European hop)
Lineage: Eukaryota; Viridiplantae; Streptophyta; Magnoliopsida; Rosales; Cannabaceae
Exons: 6
Coding region: 137-730 (197 amino acids)
Source: RefSeq, a predicted model, not a curated record